AUGGCGCCAAUUGUAUUCGAAAAUAUGGUGGAGGUUGAAAUUGAGGAGUGGCGGAUGACCUGUGAGAUUUGUAUGAAAACUCCUGGAGUUUUCAACUAUCUUGAUUUCUGUGACGUAUGUGGUGUGCCUGUGCACACAGAAGAAAAUUCUUGCGCUGUACCUGUGACACCUGAUGACAGCGACAUAUGGCUUUGCCUGAAGUGCAAAAGAGCAGGUGAAGUCUUUGUGGUACCCACGGUUGAUGAAAGGGCCAACAUUACAGUUCGCAGUAGUAAAAGAGGUUCAGAUCACAGCAAUGAUGUUGCUCUAGAAGAAGUUUUAAAAGAGCUUCAUCAAAAUACUGGAAGACCUGUCAGGCAAAUCAAUAUGCCAAAGCGUCUCCGUACAUCCUAUGAGUUCAAUUGAAUUUUUUAUGCUAUAUUUGUCAGACAGAUUUGUUUUCUUUUAUUGCAUUUUUUGCUGUUAUGCAGUACAAACAUAGUCUCUCACAGAUGCACUCU
Molecule: messenger RNA, 500 nt
Organism: Frankliniella occidentalis (western flower thrips)
Lineage: Eukaryota; Metazoa; Arthropoda; Insecta; Thysanoptera; Thripidae
Exons: 5
Coding region: 1-405 (134 amino acids)
Source: RefSeq, a predicted model, not a curated record